Molecule: messenger RNA, 6237 nt
Organism: Phyllotreta striolata
Lineage: Eukaryota; Metazoa; Arthropoda; Insecta; Coleoptera; Chrysomelidae
Source: the annotation of a GenBank genome assembly
AGUCCAUCUAUUAAAUUGUAACUAAAUUUGAACAACCUAUUACUUUGCUAUCGGAGAUAACUAUUGUUUCAAGUGAUUUGAAUUAGCCUGUUCUGAUUGGAUUUAUUCAAUUAGGUGUAAUUUGACGCUUCCAUUAACAACAGGUCAAAAUCAAUUACCUGCUGCAUGAACAAACGUUAUACAGGCUACAUUAAACUCUUCGAUAUACAAUUUAUACAUUCGUUAAAUUUUCGGUAGAAAUUUCAAUCGCAAACAACACAAUAAAUAAAUAAAAAAAAAAUAAAACACCCGGAUAUGCACUAACGCAUCCGCCACUGUCUAUAAUCGAUCGAUUUGGCUGGUCCAGGCGUCUCUUGCGGGGCGUCGUGACAUUACGCUCCCAGGAUCCCCUUUUACAGACUCCGGACUCCGGUGAGCGUUUAGUUUUCGGGAACCCCCAUCGCGAGUAAGCACGGCGCUUUAACGCUCGCUGAUCGCUCAGGCAGAGAUCGACGUGUUUUCAUCGGAAGAAUUUCUGGACGAAAUUUUCGAGCUAUUUAGAAAGCGAUAUAAUGAACACAAUCAACAUCGAACAAGUGAUAUUAAACGAGCUUUGAGCAGAUUUAAGGCCCCUUAAAGCCAUGCCUCGCUGAAAAGGCAGCCAUGGCAGGCCUGCCGCUGCUACUGGGGUUGCUGGCCUGCGUUCAUCUAGCUUUCUUUCAACCUCCCGUCCUCAUUCUCACCGAACUCUGUUACUAUCCCAUUAAUUUGAGCUUUAUUGGACAGAAGCUGAAGGAACUGAAUAUUACCGUGGAAAUUAUGGAUGAGCAAGAUAUAUGUGAUAACGACCAACUUUUUUAUCAAGUGUCAACGAAAUCGGGAUUACUGAUUGGCUCCUUCAAACCAGAAUUAUGUUCUCAGAUCCAUUUUCUUCGAACGUAUCAAAACAGGACCUUAAUAUCUUGGAAUUGCCCUCAGAUUUCCAAUAACAUCAACGACGAUAGUAAAACGAGACUUAGUCCUCCAAUUUCUGCAAUAAGUCGGGGAUUUGCCAGAGUUGUAGGCGAAAUGAAGUGGAAAUCCGUCGCAAUUAUUUCAAGUGAUCAAGGAUGGUGGCCGGCCCUUUCGCAGAGUAUCGAUCUGAAAAUCAGGGAAAUCGGUGUGAUUCCUCGGUAUUUUUUCAGCAUCAACAGUCACAUUACUCGACAAAGACUCGAGAAAAAGUUAAGUGUGCUAAGAAGAAUUCCUUGCCACGCUGUACUUCUAUGUAUGCCAUCGGAUGAAUUCGGAAAAACGAUUUUAGAAGUUCUAAACAAUCUGGAGCUUCACGCUUUCGACACAAUCACCGUCUUCAUAGACAUUUCUAACUUGCCAGACUGGAUGAGUUUUUUCCACAACGUUACGACACUACUGGAAGCAGCCGACACCGGCCAAGGAAAUAUCACCGUUUUUACCAAAAGGAACGCGCUAAUUUUCGCGGAAAACUCGACGGCUCGUUCAAGCUCGGAAACUUCUAUCGUGCACCGGUUGCAAUUAACGCUUUCCCAAAGUGAUAAUUACGUUGAAUUCGUUUUAGGUGAUUUCGCGAGCGACGAAUCAUUGCGGCCUCUGAUGGUGCUUACCGGCAACGGUUCGGAUGAAUUUUUUAUCGAUAAAUUCCGCACGAAUCUCGAAGAAUGGUCGGUGAGACACAAGCAAAUCGAAGAGUGCGAAAAUUGCUCGGGGACCAUUGAGAAAGUUAUGAGCGUGAUUAUCAUCAUAGGCUGUUCGUGCGUGUUCGUCUCUUUGAUUUUGGGCGUCGUUGUUUUCGCGCGGAAUCAGUUGAUGAAGAAGCGGGUGUCGAAAGGGCCGUACAAAGUGUUGUUAACCGCGACCGAUUUCGUUUUCCCCCAAAUCGCUGACAGCCGUAGGGUGAGUAUAACAGUCGAUGAAGGCAUUGAAGCAAUGCUCUGCUGUUGGUUGCAGCAAUUACAAGAAUUCGGUGGACCAGAAGUAGAAAAGCCUGAUUUGUUACAGGGAUCCGGAACCACUUCCAUGCGAACGCCAGCUCGAACGGGCUCCAGUCCCAAUUUAGCCAAACAGCUAAUCGUCGAUCCUAGAGUACGGUAUAAUGGCGAUCUCGUCCAAAUGAAACCACUUCCGCUGAUGGGAAGCGGUAGCGAGCUUAAGGGCAAAUCCGUCGAACUCCUCGUACUAUUGCAUGGAUUACGGCAUGAAAACUUAAACCCACUCAUCGGGUGCUUGGCGGAGCCUCCGAGGGCCGCGCUCGUCUCCGAAUACUGCGCCAGAGGAUCCUUGCAGGAUGUACUGCAACAGGACGACAUUAAGCUCGAUUGGUCUUUUCGCCUCAGCCUACUCACGGACCUUGUUAGGGGCAUGAAAUAUCUCCAUUCUACUCCAAUAAAGGUGCACGGUUUGUUAACGUCGAGGAAUUGUGUCAUAGAUGCCCGAUGGGUUCUCAAAGUGACUGAUUAUGGACUUCCAGCCUUUUACGAAGCACAGGGUAUACAGGCUCCUGCAAAGACAGCAAGAGAGCUUUUGUGGACAUCACCUGAAUUGUUAAGACACGGCAGUUUGAGAAAAAAAGGAACGCAACCAGGUGAUGUGUAUUCCUUUGGUAUUAUAUUGCAAGAAGUUGUUGUCAGAGGAGAACCAUUUUGCAUGCUGGCGCUGACACCCGAAGAAAUCAUAGAGAAAGUGAAGCGUCCGCCGCCGCUAAUUCGCCCUUCGGUGAGCAAAGGAGCAGCUCCGCCGGAAGCCAUUAAUAUCAUGCGCCAGUGCUGGGCCGAGCAGGCCGAAAUGCGACCGGAUUUCAACACCGUGCACGAUCAAUUCAAGAAAUUGAAUCACGGCAGGAAAGUUAACAUCGUCGAUACGAUGUUCCAAAUGUUGGAGAAGUAUUCCAACAAUUUGGAGGAGCUCAUAAGGGAGCGCACGGAGCAGCUGGACAUUGAAAAGAAGAAGACCGAGCAACUGUUGAAUAGAAUGUUGCCGAGUUACGUGGCCGAGAAAUUAAAGCUCGGAAUGCCCGUCGAUCCCGAGGAAUUCGAAGAAGUGACGAUUUAUUUUUCAGACAUCGUCGGCUUCACGACGAUCUCUGCCCAUUCGACUCCCUUUCAGGUUGUCGAUCUCCUCAACGACCUCUACACUUGCUUCGACGCCACCAUUAACGCGUACAAUGUAUACAAAGUGGAGACAAUAGGGGACGCUUACAUGGUCGUCGGCGGGCUGCCGGUGAGAAUUCCCGAUCACGCCGAACAGAUCGCUACAAUGGCUCUUGAUUUGCUUUACCAAAGCGGUAGAUUCUGCAUCAGACAUUUACCAAAGACACCCUUAAGACUGAGAAUCGGGCUUCACACUGGACCAUGCUGUGCAGGCGUUGUCGGACUGACAAUGCCUCGGUAUUGUUUGUUCGGAGACACUGUUAAUACGGCUUCACGAAUGGAAUCAACAGGAUCGGCGUGGCGUAUUCACAUGUCAGAAGCAACUAAACUUCGGCUGGAAAGAGCCGGCGGCUAUGAGAUUGAGUAUAGAGGCCCGACCGAAAUAAAGGGAAAGGGUACAAUGGAUACUUACUGGCUAUUAGGGAAAGCUGGAUUUGAUAAAACUCUUCCAGAUCCCCCGUCUAUCGAAUUAGACGAAAGCCUGAUAAUAAGCUCCUCCGCAAGCCACGAUCACUACGAGGAUUCCGGCGAUUCGAUAUCGGCGGGAUCGAGGCACCAAAGCACAGAGGAUCACUACAACAAAUUGCCCAACAUUAAUCCCUCGUUUAUGAGGAACAUGGAGCAUUCCAAGUUUUCCGCGCUGACGAAAGCCGGCGAGGAGCCGGCGCAAAGGUCAGCGGACACGCAUAUGGUGAAAAGUACUUCCAGCGACGUACCCGUGCCAUUAGGAACACCCGUUUCGGCUUCGGACGUCGCAGCGGCUCUGCUGGGUGCUUCUACGACUUCGCUCAGCGGAUAUCGAAGGCGUAAAAUAGAGGAAGAUGAUUUGAGUACGCCUUAUAACCACUACAAAUGUUUGAGUCCGAAGCACAGGGUUGGAAAGUUGCUGAGGCGGCAGUUCAGUUUGGAUAGAGCCGAAGAAAUUCGGGCUGAAGAAAGUUUAAUGAUCGCACCGAGAUUGUGCAAGCAGAAUUCUGCAGGGGCGGCGGAUUUGGAGAAAAUCGAGGAGAUCCCAUUAAGGAUUCCGACUGUGUCUCCGGGCAGUGUCUCUCCUAUUCAACGCACUUUAUCUAUAUCAGCGGAUUCAUUGAUACACUAGCUCCGAAGAAUUCUAUCACCUCGAACAAUAAAACUUUUUCAUUGACAAUCAAUUUAAUUUUGUAAAUUUCUCUUUCGUUGCGGAUUUAUUUCGGUUUUACUUUUAUGAACAGAUGUAAUAAAUUUCUUAUUGGAUUGGAAGGCAUACGAAGAAAUGUAGGUUUUAAUUUGAGUGGAAAAAUCUUGGAAUAUAGAAAGUAAAUUACAUAAACUAUAUAAUAGACUUUAUUUUUGGAUUCAACCGAUUGAGCUCUAUUUAAAAAAAUAAGGCUAAAACAACGAGUGACUAAUCUACAUUUUAUAUAAAUUAACAUGUUAAUUUUGCAGGUACAUAAGUCUAGGCAUACAUUUUUAUACUUAUUCGCUUUCAUAAUUUGUAUUAUCCUGAUUUCUUUAUAAUGUUUUUUAUAAUAUUCAUAUUCAAUUCAUUUUUUUAUAAUAAAUUGUAGCUAUUAAAUGUACCUACCUACUGUUAUAACUACUGAAAGUUUUGAUGAAAGAUUUUUUUAUUAUCAUGUAAGUAACAAGUAUACGUAAAGAAUGUGUACUUUUCUACAAUCUACAAUGAAAAUAUUUAUCUACCUAAACCUAGUAACAUUCAAUUUCCUUUAAAUAUGUAUCUCACUUUAAAUAAUGCGUUUUCAUACUUGCCUUACUUGCGUUUGGAUACUUACCUUAUCAUUUGAUGCUUUUUUAUUUACUAUGAUCUUUACUAUUUUCAAAAUUUGAAUAACCUGACUGCAUUUAAUUUUUACCUAUGUAUUUCCAUAAAUGUUCUUACCUACAAGAACAUUUACAUACAGGGUGUCCAAAAAAAUGGAAAUGGUCGAGUUUCUGGCAAAUUAUGGUCCAAAUAAAAAAAUUUAAUAAACACGUAUCCAAUAAUUUUUCAAGGGCUAUCCAUUGAUACCAAUAUCAAAAAGCUACCCCAACCCGCAAGAGAGGAACGGGGAGGUAGCUUAAAAAUUUUAAUAGAAAUCCCUUAUUUUUAUUGAAGAUUAGGAAUUCUUGCAAGUUUUGUCUAAAACAAUUUUUCAAAUUGUUACAAAAAAAUUUCGCUAAAAUGUCGAAAAUUUAAUUAUCACAAAUGGUCGUAGUAAUGGUUCAUCAUACGGUAUAAACAAAUCAAGAUUGAAGAAAAAAAAAACAAUUAUAUGUUCAAUAAUUUCUUCAAAAGCUAUCUAUUGAAUCGACGCUAAUAUUUUGCCAUUCACACCAUCCCCUGAGGUUGGAUCAGUGAGUAGCUUCAAUAAAUUGAAUUUUGAGAAAAUUAAAUUUUCAAAUUUUUAGCAUUUUUUUGAUAAUUUGCAAGGAUGGCUAGGAUGCCAGGAUUCUAAGGGUAGGGGUAGCUAUUUGAUAUUGGUAUUAAUGCCAAUUAUUAAUGCAAAUUAGUAUUAAGGACUUUGAAAAAUUAUUGUAUACGUGUUUUUUCAAUUUUCCAUUCGGUCCUUAAUUUGCCAGAAAAUCGACAGUUUCCAUACUUUUGGACACUCUGUAUACUAGUACAUACGAAGCUGUUACAUAUUGUAAUAUUCAUGUAUUUCAAACUACUGUAAUUUUGAGAAAAGAAUUUAUGUUUUUUGUAUCACUAAUUAAUAAUUCAAUAGGAAUAUCAAAAUUUAUGUCCGUCAUAAUUAAUUGUCUUUUGAAAAAGCACAAAUGUAGUAAACGAAAAAUAAUUCAUAAGCAAUUUUAAUAAUGAAUGUGUCCUUUAUAAAAGACUAGAAUUUUACAACCGUUUAUCUAUAGUAUUUUCUAGAUCUAAUCUGUAAAAAAUCUUUCCCGUAGAUUAGUUUAUGUGGUAAAAAUCUUGCAAAAUUGAUUUAUAAACCCCUGAAAGUAGACAAUCCCAAAGUCUGAAAAGCAGACGUAAAAAUCAAUGUUAACAUUCCAGAUAUUAUACAUGUUGUUACUAUAUAGAUUUAUCGUCGUUUUUUCUAACAAGUUUAUUAUUUUUAUUUAAUUUAUUGUAAAUAUACAUUUGAUUUCUGCAGUA